CCCAAGAUUCCCUACUGUGACAGCCGUAUAAGUCACAAUAGCUCAACGCUGUCACAGUGUAGCCUACUAUUCAUUUAAUUUCUUUUAUUUCUGUCUGAUUUUUCGCAUUUUCUCCCACUUGACUGCAGUUUUUUUUAAUGGCGUGUCCUGGCAAUCACACAGUGGAGUUGAACCCAGCCCUCCUCCCUCUAGACUGGCUUCUGGGUAGCUGGGAGUCAGAUGAACCUGGAGAGGGAUGUUUUACCUCCAUAAAACCUUUCCGCUACAUAGAGACACUGAACUUCAGCCACGUGGGACAACCAGUCAUCAACUUCACGUUCAAUGCCUUCCAUGCAGAGACCAAGAAGCCCCUGCACAGGGAGUGUGGCUUCAUUCGAAUGCAGCCGGGGGCCAACAGAGUAGCGUUCAUCAUCGCGCAGAACUCAGGUCUGGUGGAGAUUGAGGAGGGAGAGCUGACAGCACAGCAGCUGAACCUCCAGAGCCAGGCUCUGGCCAGAGUCUCUUUCGCCAGGGAGCCGCAUGUACAGAAGAUUUCUAGAGUGAUUCAGCUCCGGCCAGAUGGGAGGCUGGAGCAGACAGUUUCCAUGGCAACAGACAACCAGCCACUGAUGCAGCAUUUGCACAUCACCUACCGUCGGUCAUCUUGACCCAACGGGCUGUGAGGCUUCUUUGACAUAGAAAUACUUUGGUCAGGAAAGAUAAAUGUUGCUUUAAAAAGGGGCUUAACCAAUAAUCAUGGUUUAGUUAGAUAAUCAUAUAAACAGUUUGAGUAAUGGAGUACUAUUAAAACAUUACAUACAGUAAUAACUAGGCAUUGUUUAUGCACUACAGUGAGACAGAAAUAGAGUUAAUGUUACCGGUAAAUAAAAAAAUAAAAAAUAAAUGAAAAGGACAGUUUGGGGUUUUCUUGUGAACAAACAAAAGUUAUAUUUACAUUAAGUGAAGUCUCACAUUGCCAGACCUUCCUCCACACUGCAAUCUGGGAUGGAAGAGAAACGUGCUCUGGUUUAUUGGCGUUACUUUAAACCAAUCACAAUCGUUUUGGACGGCGCUAAGCGGCAAACGGAGCCACGGAGCCGCUGCAAAACAACCUCGGGAAGGAACUUGUUGCGGUGGAAUGUGUACGUUCUAAAGUAGUUUUAGUCGUGCAACAGAAAACUGUCUGCUGUCUGGAUUUACCCUGCAGAGAUCUGAGGAGCAGUUAACUGUAGUCCUCACAAAUCGACCGGAGUUAGGAAUAACAACGCAAAGAAAGCGAAAAUUAGAGACAUUCAGCCCAAAAUUAGGGACAUCCGGCAGAAUAUCCGGCGGCACAAUCCCGGUAAUGAAAAGUCUUUGAUAUAGAUUACAUUAAGCAUUUCUCACCCAAACUCAUUGUGUUUGUCUUGAGGUUUAACAAAGGGCAUUUCCUUCCUCGGAGAGCAAAGUAUUUUAAAUUAAACCAGAACUGAUUUAAUCAGCCAUUCAGUUUCACUGUACCGGCCGUGUGUACUUAGACUUGCAUGGCUUAAUCUAGUCUUCUUCUUCCCCGCCUUUGCUGCAUAUUGCUGCAAUUUCGACAUAUUACCACCAGCUGUAGAUCGGUGGAAUAGAGUAAAACCACUACUACAGGUCUAAAACUCCACAGUAAACCUUUUAAUCUAAAAAAGAUUUUGUGUUGCACUAAAUGACCUUUGUUAAGUAUGGGUGCUUGCGCUAUCUUAAUAUUUAUUGUCCAGAUAUUUAAUCUUGGAGAUGUAAAGAUUAUAAAGCACUGAAGAAUUAAUGUCAAUUACUCUGUCCUCUUAUCUUUAACUUAAAAGAUUGAAAGCUAAAGUAACUGCUGUUUUUCUGGAGUCAAUGAAGCAUGUUCACAGAGAGUUGUUUUAUGCUGGGUGUUCUUGUGAUUGGGGUAUGAUUUGGUUUUAUGUCUGUAGACCGGUUUAUUGGUAUAAAUGUAGAUGUUCCUUUACAGGCUGCAUGAAAAUAAAUU
Molecule: messenger RNA, 1972 nt
Organism: Etheostoma spectabile (orangethroat darter)
Lineage: Eukaryota; Metazoa; Chordata; Actinopteri; Perciformes; Percidae
Gene: thap4
Product: THAP domain containing 4
Exons: 5
Coding region: 138-647 (169 amino acids)
Source: RefSeq, a predicted model, not a curated record